This is a messenger RNA of Nannospalax galili (Upper Galilee mountains blind mole rat), 1284 nucleotides long. It is a transcript of the gene Mc4r, whose product is annotated as melanocortin 4 receptor. Gene Ontology annotation, cellular component: membrane. The record is from RefSeq and is a predicted model, not a curated record. Gene Ontology annotation, molecular function: melanocyte-stimulating hormone receptor activity. Gene Ontology annotation, biological process: G protein-coupled receptor signaling pathway. NCBI's taxonomy places the organism in Eukaryota, Metazoa, Chordata, Mammalia, Rodentia, Spalacidae. The transcript has a single exon. The coding region runs from base 234 to 1232 and encodes 332 amino acids.
UAGCAUUCUGAAGCCUCAGCUUUGAAAGUGAUGAUGAGCAGAGACGUAUCUAAAGGAAACUAACAGCUGGGUUUGGAGCUCUGCCGCUUGUGACUGCAUUCACAGCAGCAGGUAUGCAAACUGCAGUCUCCUAACUUCCACACAGAUAAAGACUGGGAGAAAAUCUCCAAGACUCCCUGAACAAGGCGGCUGAAUCAGUUCUCAGGGGAUUUGAAUUCAGCUGCUGACUGAAGAUGAAUUCCACUCACCACCAUGGGAUGCACACCUCCCUCCACUUUUGGAACCGCAGCAGCUACGGGCUGCACAGCAAUGCCAGCGAGUCCCUGGGAAAGGGCUACUCCGAUGCAGGAUGCUAUGAGCAACUUUUUGUCUCCCCUGAGGUGUUUGUGACUCUGGGUGUCAUAAGUCUGCUGGAGAACAUUCUAGUGAUUGUGGCAAUAGCCAAGAACAAGAACCUGCACUCACCCAUGUACUUUUUCAUCUGUAGCCUGGCCGUGGCCGAUAUGCUGGUGAGCGUUUCGAAUGGAUCAGAAACCAUCGUCAUCACUCUGUUAAACAGCACAGAUACGGACGCACAGAGCUUCACCGUGAAUAUUGAUAAUGUCAUUGACUCAGUGAUCUGUAGCUCCUUGCUUGCAUCCAUUUGCAGCCUGCUUUCCAUUGCAGUGGACAGGUAUUUUACUAUCUUUUAUGCCCUCCAGUACCAUAACAUUAUGACUGUUAAACGGGUUGGGAUCAUCAUAAGUUGCAUCUGGGCGGCUUGCAUAGUUUCAGGGAUUCUGUUCAUCAUUUACUCCGACAGCAGUGUUGUCAUUAUCUGCCUCAUCACCAUGUUCUUCACCAUGCUGGUUCUCAUGGCCACUCUCUAUGUCCACAUGUUCCUGAUGGCUAGGCUUCACAUUAAGAGGAUCGCUGUCCUGCCAGGCACUGGUACCAUCCGCCAAGGUGCCAACAUGAAGGGGGCAAUUACCUUGACCAUCCUGAUAGGAGUGUUUGUUGUCUGCUGGGCCCCAUUUUUCCUCCACUUAAUAUUCUACAUCUCUUGUCCCCAGAAUCCAUACUGUGUGUGUUUCAUGUCUCACUUUAACUUGUAUCUCAUCUUGAUCAUGUGCAAUGCAAUCAUUGACCCUCUCAUUUAUGCACUCCGGAGUCAAGAACUGAGAAAAACCUUCAAAGAGAUCAUCUGUUGCUAUCCCCUGGGAGGCCUCUGUGACUUGUCUAGCAGAUAUUAAAUGGAGACAGAGGAGAUAUCAUAAACCUGCAGAAGAGUUUUUCACUCUGGUA